GGUUCGGAGCCUCGUCUCAAUCACUCUCGCUGUAACCGGCCGUCACGCUGAUCCGCUCCAGCCUCCAGCCACACGCUGCGCGCUUGGCGAACUAGGGAUGAGGGAGAGUUUUUUGCCUGGGGGCCAAAGCCCCCGGGAGCUCUCGGAGCAGCAGCCCUACUCGGGAUGUGCCUGUGGGCCUCCCGCUGCAGGCUGGGCGCUAUCCACCUGCUGGGGGCCCUGAGGCAGGGGAGGCGUCACGCGUGGCCCGACCUGGCCCUGCCUCUCCCUUCCCCGCUGGGCCCGCGUCCCAUCCCGUCUCCUUCCGCCUCCGCCAGCGCCGAGGAAUGUGGCGAGGCCGGCUGGGCGGCUCGAACGCCUGGGUCCCCCUCCGCUCCCAGUUCGCAAGUGCGGAGGCCAGAUGCGAGAGCUCCCGCUGCGGAGACCUGGACGAGGGGGAGAAGUCAUCCCAGGAUUGGGGGAGGCAGUGUGGAAGAAGGGAAAAUGAGGAGGAGAGGGUGCCUUGGAGCCUGGCAGAACGAGCUCACCUCUCCUGUUUCAAAGAUGGGGAAACUAAGGCCCGGAGACGGGAAGAGACUUGCCCAAGGUUCCACAGGUCCCCUGGAAGUGACGCUGACUCAGCCAGUGAGGAGCGGGCCUGUCUCCAACAGGCUGCAGAGCUGGGAGGAGACUUGGAGCCUCAUCCCGGAGAAAGGGCUGCCGGAGGACGACCCGGACAUCGUUGUGAAAGGUUGGCUGUACCGGGAGCCCCGCGGAGGAGGGGCGCGGCCCUGGCUGCCCCCGCGCCGAGCCUGGUUUGUGCUCACGCGGGACUCCCUGGAUCAGUUCAGCAGCAGCGGGAAAGGGGCGCGGCGUCUCGGGAGCCUCGUGCUCACCAGCCUGUGCUCGGUGACCGGCCCAGAGCGCAGGCGUAAGGAGACAGGUCUGUGGUCAGUGACUGUGUCUGGUCGGAAACACAGUGUCCGCCUCUGCUCCCCACGCCAGGCAGAGGCUGAGCGCUGGGGGGUGGCAUUGCGGGAAGUGAUCGCCUCCAAGGCACCCCUGGAGACCCCCACCCAGCUACUGCUCAGGGACAUACAGGAAAGUUGCGGGGACCCAGAGGCCGUUGCCCUCAUUUACCUGAGGAACCCGAUUCUGAGACACACUAGUGGAGCCUUGUAUGCCCCACUCCUGCCCCUGCCCUAUGGAGUCAGCGCCCCAGGUCCGGGCUAUGCACCCCUGCGCGAGGAGGCGGUGCGGCUGUUCUUGGCGCUGCAGGCGCUGGAGGGGGCGCGGCGCCCCGGGCCCUUGAUGCAGGGUGUGCUCCAAACCUGCCGGGACUUGCCCGCGCUCCGGGAUGAACUCUUCCUGCAGCUGGCUAAGCAGACCUCGGGCCCUGCAGGUCCCCCCGGGCUCCCGGCUACCCAAGACCCUGCGGCCCUGCGGUACUGGCAACUCCUCACCUGCAUGAGCUGCACCUUCCGACCUGGGGGAGCUGUGCGGGGGCACCUCCUGGGGCACUUGGAGAGGACCGAGCAGGCACUCCCGGACUCGGAACUGGCGGAAUAUGCGCGCUUCAUCCGGAAAGCGCUGGGCCGGACGCGCGGCAGAGAGCUGGUGCCCUCGCUGGCGGAGAUUUCCGCGUUGAGCCAACGGCAGGAGCUGCUGUGUACCGUGCACUGUCCGGGGGCUGGUGCCUGUGCUGUGGCCAUCGACUCCCACACCACGGCGGGGGAGGUGGCUCGAGAGCUGGUGGGGCGGCUGGGCUUGGCCCGGAGCCGCAACGCAUUCGCGCUGUACGAGCAGCGAGGGGCCCAGGAGCGAGCCCUGGCUGGGGGGACCCUCGUGGCCGACGUGCUCACCAGGUUUGAGAACUUGGCCGCGGAGGAAGCUGGGUUGGAGGACUCGCCCGACUCCGGGUGGAGACUAUGUCUGCGUCUUCACGGACCUCUGCACCCUGAGGGGCUGUCCCCAGACGGUCACGAACUGCCUUUCCUCUUUGAGCAGGCUCACGCUCUGCUGCUGCGGGGCCGGCCGCCCCCACCCGACGACACGCUGCGCGCCCUGGCGGCGCUGCGCCUGCAGAGCCUGCAGCGGGACUUCUCUCCGCGGGUGCCCCUGCCCCGCCUGGACCGCCUGCUCCCGCCCCCGGCCCCGCCGCGCGAAGACCCGCCCCGCCCGACCCCCAGGCCGCCCCCUUCCGCUGCCCUGCUGGCCGGGGCGCUCUGGAGCCCGGGCCUGGCCAAGAGGCGGGCGGAGCGGGCCCGGCGCGGCGGGGCCGGCCGCACUGCGGGAAGCAUUGCCCGCGAGGGAGGAGGCGGCGCCGGCACGGCAGCUGCCGUGCUGGGCGGCUGGAAGCGGCUACGGGGCAUGGGCCGAGCUGAGGCCAUGGCCGCCUACCUGGCCCUGGCGGCGCAGUGUCCGGGGUUCGGCGCUGCUCGGAGCCUGGUCGGGGUGCUCCACAGAAGCUGUGCCUGGGCUUGGGAGCCAAGGCCAUGUCCCUCUCCCGGCCAGGGGAGACGGAGCCCAUCCACAGUGUCAGCUAUGGCCAUGUGGCCGCCUGCCAGCUAAUGGGCCCCCACACCCUGGCCUUGAGGGUGGGAGAGAGCCAGCUCCUCCUGCAGAGCCCCCAGGUGAGUGAGAAGAGGAGUUGUGGGAGGAGGAGAGAAGGGAAGCGAUGUCAGGAAGCAUUUACAGAACACCAAACCUGGGCCAGGUAGAGCUCUAAGCACUGGGGAUCCAGCAGUGAUCACAGACAAGCUGAAGGAGCUUACACUAGAGUGGAGUCAGACAAUAAACAAGGAAUCCCAGGCUAUGAAGACAGUGAGAAAUGCUACAAAGGAAAGAGUGAUGUGACAGGAAGCCAGGGAAGGGUUCUCAAAAAGGGUGCCAUUUAAGCUAGCCAGGGAAGACCUGGGAGAACAGCAUUCCAGGUAGAAAGAAUUGCAAGGUGGCCGGGUGCAGUGGCUCAUGCCUGUAAUCCCAGCACUUUGGGAGGCCGAGGCGGGCAGAUCACGAGGUCAGGAGAUCGAGACCAUCCUGACCAACAUGGCGAAACCCCAUCUCUACUAAAAAUACAAAUUAGCUGGGGCUGGUGGCGCACACCUAUAGUCCCAGCUACUCGGGAAGCUGAGGUAGGAGAAUUGCUUGAACCCGGCAGGCGGAGGUUGCAGUGAGCCGAGGCACUUCAGCCUGGCAACAGAGCAAGACUCCGUCUCAACAACAACAACAACAACAACAACAAAAAAAAAUGUUAGAAGAGCAGAAAGAACCAAGUAUAACUGGCACAUAGAAAUGAAGGAGAGAAGCCGGCCGCGGUGGCUCACGCCUGUAAUCCCAGCACUUUGGGAGGCCGAGAUGGGCGGAUCAUGAGGUCAGGAGAUCGAGACCAUCUUGGCUAACACGGUGAAACCCUGUUUCUACUAAAAAUACAAAAAAUUAGCCGGGCGUGUUGGCGGGCGCCUGUAGUCCCAGCUACUCAGGAGGCUGAGGCAGGAGAAUGGUGUGAACCCAGGAGGCGGAGCUUGCAGUGAGCUGAGAUCGCGCCACUGCACUCCAACCUGGGGGACACAGCGAGACUCCGUCUCAAAAAACAAAAAAGAAAUGAAGGAGAGAGUGGUGAUAAGGAAGGAAAGGUUGCAGGGCCAGAGCACGUAGGACCCUGGUGGGGAAGCUGGAGCCCUAGAGCCUGGAGAAAGGAUGAGAAAAAGAAGAGAACCUGGCAGCCCCUGUUGCACACUGACCUCUGCCCUCUCUUAGGUGGAAGAGAUCAUGCAGCUGGUGAAUGCCUACUUGGCCAACCCCUCCCCCGAGAGGCCCUGCAGCAGCUCUUCUCCUCCAUGCCAAGACCUGCCAGACACCUCCCCUCCCAGCCAGCGCCCGGGCCUGGACGAGCCCCAGGGACAGUCUGGCUGCUUGGGGCAGCUGCAGGACUGAGCCUGCCAAGAGGUCACGACUUCCCUCCUGCCUGCAGCCUGGGCCAGGACUGCUCUGAGAUUUGAGGGAAACAUGGACCCUUUUGGCCCUGCAGGGACAGGGCACAUCCCACACCCAAGGGCUACAAUGGGUGUGGGUAAUUUUCUAGUUUGUUUCUUAAUUUAUUUGUAGAAGAGAAGCAAAAAAAAAAAAAAAGUUUCUUAUUUACACAAA
Molecule: messenger RNA, 4128 nt
Organism: Homo sapiens (human)
Lineage: Eukaryota; Metazoa; Chordata; Mammalia; Primates; Hominidae
Gene: PLEKHH3
Product: pleckstrin homology, MyTH4 and FERM domain containing H3
Exons: 13
Coding region: 166-2550 (794 amino acids)
Cellular component (GO): cytoskeleton
Source: RefSeq, a predicted model, not a curated record